AUGGAUUUGGCGAGCGGGUCAGUACUGGCCGUGCCGGGUGUUGGCCUGCGCCUAGCCGCCGAAGAAGAGCUUGUGGAACGCAGUUCGCGCGAGUCAACCCUGAGCUUCCGUCCCAGCCACGGUGUCGCGUACAAUCACCGCCACCAGCAGCAGCAGCAGCAGCGUGGACAGGGCCCUCAGCUCGGGGGCGACUUCCAGCCCAGGGGCCACCACCCGUUCCCGGAGCGCCCCCAGCUGGAGCAGCCCACGAGCCAGGCGCCGGGUCCCAGCAGCCAACCGGGGUCCGUGCACAGGCUCUCCUUCCCACCCAGCGGCAUCGAGAGGCACCUGGCACGAUUGCACAGUACGACGAGCACAGACAACAGGAAGUCGUUUCCUCCGUGCCAGGUGUCGGACACGGACUCCGGUCUCGGCCGCACUAUCACAGCCGAGACUAGCGAAGAAAGCUUCGCUGGAGCCGUCGCCGCUCCCCAGGCGCCGCCACCACCGCCUCACCGUCUUUGCGGGGGUAACGUCUGCAACGGCAUCUACCGGGCGAGCGCCGCGGCAGCGCAUGCGCCCGGAGGUGCAACCGCCGCGACUCUCGGAGGCGGUCCGGAUGCUGUCCUGGACGACGGCCUGGCGCACGAGAUGGCACUUCUGCGUGUCGAGCUCGAGAUCGUGCGCUGGGAGUGCGAAAGCAUCAUCCGCCAGAAGAGGCGCCGCGACCAGGACCUGCUGGGUUCGUGGUCCAGGCGCCGCCGCGUCCUGGACUGGAUGCAGCGGCACGACAGCAGCGACACCUCGUACGACCCUUCCACGCUCUCCUCCAACUCCGAAGACCGCCGUGAGGCGAGCCCGAGCCCGACGUCUUCCGUCGAAGCCCUCUGCAGCCGGACUCCGCCGCCGUCUUGCCUGGGUGGAGCCCCGGAGUCACCCGUGAUCCAGCAGCACAUCUACGAGUCCGUGGCCAGGAGCCCGUCGCCCCUGACCGGGGUGACGUCGUCGCCCCACGUGCGCUCUCAGAGCAUGACCCUGAACAACAACAACACGCCGAGCGGACCGACGGGUCGUGUCCUGUCCCCGGAGCACAAGAGGUGUUCGUCGGCGAGUCCUGUGCGCCGGAAACUGCAGGCCGCCGCACCUCUGCCCGCCGUGCUGAGUCCCGUUCGAACUUACCGGUUCUCGUGCACCAUUAACGAAUCGCCGCAGUCUCCAGCGUCUGCGGCGGCUCGGAGCAGCUCGCGGUCGCCCAGCUGUUCUCCCGUCAGACACAGCGCGGGCUUUCGACCCCGAUGCAGCUCGAACCCGGUACCACACGCAGUGACACCGGCCGUCAUUCCGAUGGCGACGUCUCGGACGGCGGGCCAGAUCAGCGACCUGUACAGGCGCCAGGAACACAUCACCUCCUGUUUCCCGACCCAGAGCAUCCCGGAGAGUCCGCUGGCGCUUCACAGCACCAGUUCCAGUCCGAUACCGGUCGUGACUUAUAGCGACCGCUCGCCGGCGGCGUCUCCCGUGAGGUUCCAGCACGAAACUGGAGGGAGUCCAUCCCUCGCGUCGCCCUGUGGAGGUGCGUCCCGGCAGUCAAGACCGUCGGUCAGCGAGGACAAGCCUCGGCGGUGGUUCGACAGCAUCCUCCAGCAGCAGGACCCGUCCGCCUACCAGGUCCACGAUCCCGCUCAGCUAUGUUCCUUCUACAGCCCCCAGAGGCAAAGCGCCAAGUCCAGCAGCAGGCUUCAACCGGUCUUCGAGGCCGAGUGCUACGGUGACAGGGGCGCUCGGGGAGGAGGCAUCCUCGACUUGGACCUCGAGUUCGUCACCAAGGAGUACGAGAUAUUUCCCGGGGACGACAACGCCUGCCGGAACGACCGUCGGCGCGGCUCAGAGGGCGAAGAAGACGCGUCGCCAGCUGCGAAAGGAGCGCGCUCAGCAGAUCGCCGCCCGCACCAGGGCGGACACGACCACGUCCACGGACUCGGACGCCACGCUGAAGCACCACCACAGCAGCUGCCACGCUUGCGCCCGAAGCCGGAGAAAGGGCGGAGGCGCCGGCGCCGGCUUGACCCAGUCGUCGCACAGGUCGUCACCGUCCAAGCAGGAGGCCGCCGUGCACCACGGCCGCAGACCGGCGCAGAUGACGCAUCGUGACGGCGCCGCUGCCGCCUCCUCCUCCGCCGCCACCGACUACAUGCUCUGAGUCGCGGUUGUUGCUUAGAGUAUCAGUACACACUUUCGCCUCGCUAAUUCCGGGCUCUGCUGUUACUGGAAGUUGAAGGUGGGCAAUGCUGAAGAAUUCUGGAUGUCUUCGCAGUCGUCCUUUCCCAGUGUAAGGUAGCCAAUGGGACUAAGCUUGGCUA
Dermacentor silvarum is the source of this 2339-nucleotide messenger RNA. RefSeq lists its product as uncharacterized. The record is from RefSeq and is a predicted model, not a curated record. The coding region runs from base 1 to 2130 and encodes 709 amino acids. NCBI's taxonomy places the organism in Eukaryota, Metazoa, Arthropoda, Arachnida, Ixodida, Ixodidae. The transcript is spliced from 4 exons.